UGUCACUAACAGUCUAUGGUUAACAUAAACAUUCAGUCCUCAACUAAAUAGGAAUAUCCAGACUUUUAUUUUGACAUCGGUAGUGAGUCAUCAGUUCAGACUGCACUGCAGCGAUGGCAUCCUCUGCAGAUGUCCACGUCCGAAUAUGUGAACAAGAAAUCAUCAAGUAUGAUUUAGAGAUAAAAGCUCUCAUUCAGGAUGUCAGUGAAUGCACAGGACCACAAAGUAAACUGACAGAUUUCAAUUUACAAGUAAAAGAAAAAUUCAGCAAUCUUAGACAGCGUAUUCAGGAUUUGGAGCAAAUGGGAAAAGAACAGGACAAAGAGUCUGACAAGCUGACGCUACUCAAUAAAGCAGAAGGACAUCGGAAACAGAUGCUUAGUAAUCAGACCGCUUGGAGGAAGGCCAAUCUUGCCUGUAAACUCUCCAUUGAUAAGCUAGAGAAGGAAGAUUUGUUAAAUUCAGAGGACAUGUCAAUAAGACACAGAAAGAUGACUAAAGAAAGCCUCGCUCAGACCUCCAGUGGCAUCACAGAGAGUCUGAUGAGCAUCAGCCGGAUGAUGGCACAGCAGGUCCAGCAGAGCGAGGAGACCAUGAGCACAUUAGCGACGUCUUCCAGGACGGUGCAUGAAACGAAUGAAGAGUUUAAAGCCAUGACAGGAACUAUACAGCUGGGCAGAAAGCUGAUCAUUAAAUACAAUCGACGGGAACUUACGGACAAGCUGCUUAUUUUCCUCGCUCUCGCGCUCUUCCUGGCUACAGUCUUGUACAUCCUGAAGAAAAGACUUUUUCCUUUCUUUUAAAUGCAGAGCAAUGAGUAGCCUAUGAUGCAUAAAGGAUAAAAGAAGAGAAAGGCACCUACAAGCCGUAAAACCUUUUUGCUUUCCUUGUGAAACUGUUGAUCAUGAAAAAUUUAUAUGACAAAGCGUUGACUGACGAAGCUAUUAAAGCAGCAACUAAUUCGUCUUAUCAUCUUGUAGGUGUCAUAAGUUAUUUUUAUACCAUAACAUGUUAAACCUGCUAAAUGCAUAUAUAUAACACUUUUUGUGCUUAACUAUAAAUUAUGCUUCAUAUAUUUAUGAUAAUGAUAAUGUUAGGUUUAAAAUGUUAGCUUGAAUGCAUUGUAAGUAGCUUUAGAUAAGUGUCUGCUACGUAAAUGCAUUAGUUUAAAUGUAAUAAUUAAGAGUACAAUAAAGAGAAAUUUUGUGAAGUACGGCAAAAA
Messenger RNA from Carassius auratus (goldfish), 1222 nucleotides. RefSeq names its product BCL2 interacting protein 1a (gene bnip1a). Gene Ontology annotation, molecular function: SNAP receptor activity. Lineage: Eukaryota; Metazoa; Chordata; Actinopteri; Cypriniformes; Cyprinidae. The record is from RefSeq and is a predicted model, not a curated record. Gene Ontology annotation, cellular component: endoplasmic reticulum; SNARE complex. The coding region runs from base 114 to 803 and encodes 229 amino acids. The transcript is spliced from 6 exons. Gene Ontology annotation, biological process: retrograde vesicle-mediated transport, Golgi to endoplasmic reticulum.